Xyrichtys novacula (pearly razorfish) is the source of this 2951-nucleotide messenger RNA. Lineage: Eukaryota; Metazoa; Chordata; Actinopteri; Labriformes; Labridae. The record is from the annotation of a GenBank genome assembly.
AUGCUGGGGAGCCUCUGCACUCUCAUCACUGCUCUAACAUGUAAGGAGGCUGACUUCCUGCAGCUUUCAGCUCAUGUUGGAUUCAUCAGUCUGUGUGUUUCUCUUGACUCCAUGUCAUUUUGUUGUUUCCAGGUGUGAGUGCUGUUACCGUGGUGACACAGAAGCCUCCUGUUGUAGCUGUGAGGAGAGGAGAGACAGUCAACAUGGACUGUAACCUGGGGACUGUGACAAAUCAAGCAGCUCAGUGGUACAAACAGAUUCCUGGAGGAGUUCCUCAGCAUGUUAUUAGUUGGUAUCAUGGCUGGAGCUCUCCAAGAUAUGGCUCUGGUUUCUCCUCUCCUAAAUUCACCUCCACUCAUCAGUCACAAUCAGAUUAUCGUUUGACCAUCAGCUCUAUGGAGGAGGGAGACUCUGCAGUUUAUUACUGUAAAACAUGGGACAGCUCUGGCACUAAGCUUGUAUCACAGUGAUUUACACCAUGACAAAAACCUCCUCACUCUCACUUCUGCUUUUUGAGUCUCUGACAUAUCUACUAACGCUCUCUUUAGCUUCCUAACACAGGAUUAAAAAAUAACCACCAUCUUUUUCCUUACUGUCCUUUUGAUUGACUAACAAACUCACAUUUAUCUUUAUUUCAAUUUAUCACUCAUCCACAUUGUGACUUUCUGCUGAUUUAAUUAUCAUAUUUGAGGCUUUAAGUUUCUGAUCAGCUCAUAAAACAGAAUCAACUCUGUACAGUCAGUUUAAUGAAACAGUUUUACAUUGAGAUUGUUUCAGACUCUUCAGUCAAAAGUUUGUUAGAAAUAAAUGAACAAACAGAAGAAGUUUGAAAAGUUCAGCUGAAACAAUAAAGAGUUAAACUUAGAGGACUAACAGCUUUUUGUCUUCUUGACUGUGACCUUUGACCUCUCCUUAAAAAAACAAAACAAAGCUCACCUAUGAAAUUUUUGACAUCAGUUGAGUUGUUUUCCAUCCAGACAUUGAUUCUUUAUACUUUCACAACUUAAAUAAUAGAAUAAAUUGGCAGAAGAAUGAUCCUCAUAUUUUUAAACAAUGUCAUUUAUUUGUUCAACCCUUUUUUCAUCAUGAAGAGAGGGGUCACAAAUUCAACUCCUCCUCCUCUUCUUCCUCCUCCUCAGGGUCUCUAACAUGUAAGAGAUUCUUCUCAGUCCUUUACCACACCAUCAUUUCACACACACACACCUUUGACUCUUGUCUUUUUCUCUGUGUGUUACAGAUGUUGAUGCAGUGAUUGUUCUGACCCAGACUCCUGCUGUCCUCACAGUUUCUCCAGGACAAGAGGCUGUUCUCAGAUGUAACAUUCAGAGAGAUGAUGGAUAUUAUGUCAGCUGGCACAAACAGGUUCCUGGUGAAGCUCCUCAGUAUGUUCUGAAAUUCUAUCAUUCUCACAGUUCACCCAACGACUAUGGAUCAGGAUUCUCCUCAGACAGAUUCAACUCUAAAUCCACAUCAAACAUAGAUUAUCAGUUCAUCAUAAAGAGAGUAGAGGCAGGAGACUCUGCUGUUUAUUACUGUCAGACACGGGAUAGCUCUGCUAAUGCAGCUGUAUCACAGUGAUUUACACCAUGACAAAAACCUCCUCACAGUCUGACUACAGUGUCUCUAAAAUCUGACCACAUUAACUCAAGAAAACCAGAAAAACUUCAAUCAAAGCAGAAAGAUCACUGAAUAAACUCUUAUAAAACGAUGAAAUCCUCAGAUUAAAGUCCAUCUUUGUUUUGAUAAAGUGAUCAGAGAUGAAAGAUUGAGACAUUGAGAGUGAAAGUUGGUCUCAACAGGAUGUUUCAGUUCCUCUCCCCUCAUUAGUGAGAGUCAGGAGGUUUUUGUACGGCCAUGUAUACAAACUGAAUCACUGUGGUAUUCGGACAAGGAACCAAGCUGAUCGUCUCAGGUAAGUUCUUUAAAAAUCAUCUUUAAAUAGGAUUGUUUCUCUGAUUCUGACAAAAUAUGGCACAGUUAUCAUGUUAAUAACUCUUAAAUGAACAUUUUCAGUAAAUAAUAGACAUAAUUUUCUCUGUUUGAUGUUUAUUCCCUGUUACUUGGCAGCAUGUUGGUUCUUCUCAAAGAGUUUGAGGCUGAGACAUUUUUAACUUUAAAGAAAAAGUGAAACAAACGGACUUAAUAUAAUUCAUUAUUGUUUGUAUGGGUUAAAAUUUCACAAUAAUAUGUUCAGUAAUAUACAAGUAUAAUCUGAUUAAGUUACUGUAGAGCAGUCUGUGAGACUAAUAACAGAGAUAGAAUAAGUUACUGUAUUUUUGGAUCAUAUCAAAUUUGCUGAAUUGAAGUUGCUUUUUAUGGUUUCAUGUAAAUCUGAUUCAGUUUUAGAGUCUUUGUCUUUUAUUUUGUAAGUUUGAUCGGCUGUAAAAGCAGAUGACGACUUAUAAAUGGUUUAUGAUUUCAAGAGCUCUGAACUUGGAAAAUUACAGACUGAGUCUUUAAAAAGUUAAACUGGUGUAAUUUUAGUUUCUACAGGCUGAUGUAACAUGUUUUCACUUUUUAAAAGGAUGUAGUCAGACCGGGUUUAUUGUGAACACUGCACAUUGAUCUCUCUUUUUAUUAUUGACUUAAUCUGUGACUGUCGUGUGUGUUUGUGUGUUUCAGGCUCCAGCCUCUCUCCUCCCGUCCUCACAGUCUUCCCUCCGUCCCGUGCUGAGCUCCAGUCCAACAAAGCCUCUCUGCUCUGUCUGUCCAGUCAGUCUGUGCCUUUUGCAGAUGUGAGCUGGUUGGCUGCUGGGAGUCCAGUGAGCAGUGGGGUCUCCACCAGCACGGCUGUUCGGAAAGCGGACCAGACUUUCCACAUCAGCAGCUCUCUGUCCAUCACCCCCUCUGAGUGGACCACGGGCAAAGUCUUCACGUGUAAAGUGUCUCUGGACUCUCAGACUUCAGAGAAAGAGAUCAGCAAGUCCAGCUGUCCCUCUGCAGAAGAGUAG